AUGUCGCCCGCAACUCCUUCACGUGCUGGAGUGGUGACUGACCCGUUGGUCGCUGAAACGGCUAAAAAGAUUGCAGCUGUCAUUAACGACUUCAAGCGUGAGCUAGACAAACGUGACGGUACCUGGGCCAGUGCGCAUGGAAAGUUGGAGCUUGCGCUCGACUCUCAAACAUUCGUACUUACUCUAGUACCUGAUAAGGAUGGCGAGGAGUAUCCCGUCACUGUGCAAGCAAUGCGCAGAUCUUCCGAUGCACCAAAUGACAGCAUACCUUCACUAUCCACCGAUGGCAACUCUGCAUACAAGCCCAUGCGCCGUAACUCGGAGGUGGAGCUCGAGAGAGACCUCAUUUCGAGGAAGAAGCGCAGACUCAACGAAGAUGACGAUAUCUCAAACAAGCGACCGCGCAGUGACGAUGACAACAAAUACAUCAUGCCGCUGAUCAGGAAAGAAGAUCUCGACGAUCUAUUGUCCAAAUUGAGGGACGAUAUACAGGAGGACACGAGCGAAUGUGUCAACCACGUACACCGCCUUCUACGGCGAUUCAAAGACCGACAUGAGAAACGUAAAUUCGACAUCGAUCAAUUGCAAACGCCGCACUCUCAGCCGUCGGUCCGCGAUUCGACACCGAACGGCACGAACCCCGGCGGAUCAUUUCCCAGCCCUAGCGUCGACCGCGACGAUCAAACUUCCUCGAUAGCAGAGGUUGUCAGGCGCGAGGCAAAGCUCAUCUCGACGCAGGUUAAAUGGGUCGAAGAUUGCAGGCGCGUGGCCGCAGAGUUACAUGACAAGCGGGAGGAGACUUGGCGGACAUCUUCCGCGGGAUUUCAUGACCGGCAACGGCAGGACCGCGAGAAUUUCCAGAACAGGAUGUUGCAUGAGUCUGGCAUGCAUUCGCAGACGCUGAAUCAGAUCCUGAAUGAGGUCAAGGCAAUUGGUUUGUAUGCUCAGAGUAUGAAGUGGGAAACGCCAGCCUCACAUCUUGCAUACCCGCUGCCUUCUGUACCUACACCGCCAGCGUUUCCUACACGUCCUGCAUCCUCUGCACCAAGCCCAAGUCCGGGAGCAGGGAGAGGAAGAGGGGCAGGCAUGGCGUCGGUUCAGCAGCCGAAUCAGCAUUGA
This is a messenger RNA of Parastagonospora nodorum SN15, 1119 nucleotides long. RefSeq lists its product as hypothetical. The record is from RefSeq and is a predicted model, not a curated record. Bases 1 to 1119 code for a protein of 372 amino acids. Lineage: Eukaryota; Fungi; Ascomycota; Dothideomycetes; Pleosporales; Phaeosphaeriaceae. The transcript has a single exon.